UAUUGCGGAUGGCAGAAGGAAGCAAGGCUGGGGAAUCUGUCAGUUGUUGUCCUAUGUUGUCAUCGCUGACUGUCAGGCUUCUUCCGGGAACUCGAGGGACAGAGAAGGCGAAGCAUAGGGUUCUUGUUCCUAACCUGGCGCUUACCGUAAUUAGGGAACUAAACUAAAAUGGAUUCUGUCGUAGCUGAUAUUGAUGAACGAAAUGGCUGGGACAGAUUAUUCAGAGAAAUAAAGUUAACUACGGCUGGAUACGAUCUCUCGUAUAAAACUGCCAGAUUACCAGAAAAUAGGACUAGAAAUAGAUAUCGUGAUGUUAGUCCUUUUGACCAUAGUCGUGUAAAACUGAUCGAGGGUGAAAACGACUAUAUCAAUGCUUCAUUAAUUGAGGUUCCUGAUGCAAAUCGGAAAUAUAUUCUGGCACAAGGGCCGUUAAAUCACACAGCAGGCCAUUUUUGGCAAACUGUAUGGGAGCAAAAUUCUGCGGCUGUCAUUAUGUUGAAUCGCAUAAUAGAGAAAGGAACGAUCAAAUGCAGCCAAUAUUUUCCUUUGGAUGAAGAUCCCAUGCAAUUUACUGAUGUGGGGUUGACUGUGUCCAUAACACGGCAACAGGUCAAUCCAAAUUAUACAGUACGAUACCUCAAUUUACAAAAGGAUGAUACCGGUGAAAUAAAAGCAAUUUAUCAGUUUCACUACACAGCAUGGCCUGAUUUUGGAGUCCCUGAGUCACCUGCAGCAUUUUUGGAUUUCCUCAAUUGCGUAAAGGACAGUGGGGUACUUGAACCAAACGUUGGUCCACCUGUAAUCCAUUGUAGUGCUGGAAUAGGCAGAUCAGGCACUUUUGCUUUAGUGGACUCCUGUUUGGUAUUUAUUGAGCGUGAUAUACCAUUCGAUGUUAAAGAAACACUUCUAGAGAUGAGGAAAUAUCGAAUGGGUCUGAUUCAAACUGCACAACAGCUUCGCUUCAGUUAUUUGGCGAUAGCUGAAGGUGCAAGGGCCAUGCGUGACCCUGGUGGACAAGAAAGUACAGAGCCAUCAACAGAGUCUGAACCGGAAUCCCCAUAUGAAUCUAGCGACGAUGAAGAGCAUAACGACACUGGAAAUGGAGAUGGUGAUGUUGAAAAGGAACCAGAAGACCAAGUGGACCAGGAUAAAAAUAGAAAGAGACCAGCUGAAAACGACUUUGAAAAACAUGGAGACGAGAAACGUGGAAAACAGGAGGAUAUAGAGUCACCCACAGACAAUCAUAUCGGAAAUACAACUAAUGUAGCACAAGUGGAGGAACUUCAGAGGGUUGAGGAAGCAAACAACAAUGCAGCAAACCUUAGGAAAAGAAAUAUUUCGGAAAGAAAGGAAGCAUUAUCAAAUCAUGUUAAUGACAUUAAAAAGAAAAUGCAGGAAUCUGAGAAAGGCAAUACUUAUUCAUCAUGGUUGCCUUAUAUUGUUGGUGGCACCGUGUUACUUACAGUCUGUACUGUGACUUUUUAUGCCUUUUAUCGUUGAUAGCUGUAUUUCUCAUUAAACAACACCAUGAUAGUACUUGCCACUAAGACCGACAUGGUGCUUUAUGCAUAGCCGGCAUGUGCAAGCGGAUAGGAAAAGUCGGUCACCGCUCUUUUACAAUCUCAUGUGGUACGAAUAGUAAAUAAAGUAAUAAAAAUUUAGCAAGGUUCAAGUUAAUACUACUUGUUAAAAAUAUUUUAAAAGACCUUGAAUAAAGGUAGACGCUGCGGUACAUAUACUUACUGUUGGUUUAUUAUAUUGGUGUAAGACUCAUAAGGCCUCAAACUAUGCUGUUCAGUAAUCAUUUUUAAUGCCGAAUCAUACAGUUUUGUACUUGGCUGUGAUGCCACUCCUCUACAUUGUGUUACUUGAAAAUAGUGGUAAACUUUCAGAUGUCAAAAUUAAUUUAGGAAAAACCUCGCAGCCUGAGUAUGUCCAAUUUCUUACAAUCAACGUUCAUAUUGAUGAUUACUAUAAUCAACCCCAUACAGUCUUUCUGGCUACUCAUAUAAUUGAAGUCCACAAGUGCGAAUGCUGUAGACUUUGUAUCAUUCAUGACUUAUAGCGCAGUCGAUGAACAACGAAUAGGGUAAUAUUGUACUAGUUUAGACACUUGCCAAGGGCUCAUGCUUUGUGUUAAUUAAAUGUUAUUGGGCACUAUGAAAUAAAUAGUAGCUGCGGUUGGCAGUUUGCAAUGUUUUCUUUUAUUGCUUAUUACAGUAUAAUAUUUAAAUUAUCCUAGAAAAUUUGUUUUUAGUUUUACUUUUGUUAUUUUAUACCUUUAUGACUAGAUACUUAAGUAAUUUUUACAUCACAUACCUUGUACUCAUCGAGACCCAUAUUGACCAGAUUCAUAUCUCUGUUGGUCUUUAUCACUUCAGUCAACCUGUUAAAAAAUGGAUCAUUGUUUUUCCUGUGUAAUACGAAUCGGAAGUGAAUAUCUUCGAUUUUGGUUUAUAAUUUUUAUUACUGGAUAUUUUGAUGAAAGAAGGCCUAGGAAGAUAUUUACCUGUCAUAUUGGGAGUUAUAUAACAGAAAAAAAAACUCCAGUAUGGAAAAACUGUUAGAAGUGUAAGUUCGCUCCAUCCAUUGUAAGAUAGUAUGGUUAGUGAGCUGAAAUGUCAUCCCUAAUUGCCAUUUUGAAUAUAACGAAUUUCUUCAAUAAUAUCAACAGUUGGGAAUAAGACUGGACUUUUUCGUUUUUAUGGUUGUGUUUUGUUAAUGUUAUUAUCAUCAAUCCCCUUUAGGUUGAAUUGUUUUAAUUCAAAACGUUCUAUUUCUGCCAUCAUAUUAUUAACAAAUUCCAUUUUUUCUUCAUAUAAUGAAACUGAAAUAAAAUCUACUAAUAAAA
Styela clava is the source of this 2851-nucleotide messenger RNA. Its product is annotated as tyrosine-protein phosphatase non-receptor type 2-like. Gene Ontology annotation, biological process: negative regulation of ERK1 and ERK2 cascade; peptidyl-tyrosine dephosphorylation; negative regulation of receptor signaling pathway via JAK-STAT. Gene Ontology annotation, molecular function: protein kinase binding; non-membrane spanning protein tyrosine phosphatase activity. Lineage: Eukaryota; Metazoa; Chordata; Ascidiacea; Stolidobranchia; Styelidae. The record is from RefSeq and is a predicted model, not a curated record. Gene Ontology annotation, cellular component: cytoplasm; nucleus.